Messenger RNA from Lodderomyces elongisporus, 1953 nucleotides. RefSeq names its product long-chain fatty acid transporter (gene FAT1). The transcript has a single exon. Gene Ontology annotation, cellular component: lipid droplet; peroxisome; cytoplasmic side of plasma membrane. The record is from RefSeq and is a predicted model, not a curated record. Gene Ontology annotation, biological process: very long-chain fatty acid metabolic process; long-chain fatty acid import into cell. NCBI's taxonomy places the organism in Eukaryota, Fungi, Ascomycota, Pichiomycetes, Serinales, Debaryomycetaceae. Gene Ontology annotation, molecular function: long-chain fatty acid transmembrane transporter activity; very long-chain fatty acid-CoA ligase activity; long-chain fatty acid-CoA ligase activity. Bases 1 to 1953 code for a protein of 650 amino acids.
AUGUCUGGACUUGAAAUAGCUGCCGCAGCAGUCCUUGGAAGCCAGUUGUUAGAGGCCAAAUACUUGAUCAAAGACGAUGUAGUCUUGGCCGGUAAGGUUGUCAAGAAUGCACUCCCUUAUUUGUGGAAAUCCCUGAGAGGUAAAGCUUCUUAUUGGUACUACUUUGAAGAAUCAUCUAAAAAAUACAAGGAUAGAGAAGCCUUGGCUUUCCCUAGACCAAAAGCUAAUCCACCACCCUUGGCUACCGAUGCCGAAGGAUUCAAAAUCUACGACGACCAAUUUGAAGUUGAAAAGUACACCUACCAAGAGCUCUACAAUAUGGUAUUGAGACUCUCUUAUAUAUUGAAGAAUGAAUAUGGCGUCACUUCUGCCCAAACCAUUGGUGUAGACUGUAUGAAUAAGCCAUUGUUUAUCGUUUUGUGGUUGGCAUUAUGGAACAUUGGUGCUUUGCCAGCAUUUUUAAACUUCAACACAAAGGACAAACCAUUGGUCCACUGUCUUAAUAUUGCCCACGUCUCCCAAGUCUUUGUCGACCCAGACUGCGCAGCACCAAUUAGAGACACCGAGUCAAAGAUCAAUGAGGAGUUACCAAGCGUAAAAAUCCACUAUUUAGAUGAACAAGCACUCUUUAGCAGAAUCCAACUGAAGGCAACGCCCAAAUACAGAGCUCCAGAUGAAACAAGAAGACCACAAGAUACUGACUCUUCUGCAUGUGCAUUGAUUUACACCUCGGGUACCACUGGUUUACCAAAAGCCGGUAUCAUGUCAUGGAGAAAGGCAUUUAUGGCCUCUAUGUUUUUUGGCUUCAUUAUGAAGAUUGACAAGACCUCUAAUGUCUUGACAGCAAUGCCAUUAUACCACUCUACUGCCGCCAUGUUGGGUGUUUGUCCAACCUUGUUGGCUGGUGGAUGUGUCUCGAUUUCCCAGAAAUUCUCUGCCACUUCAUUUUGGACUCAAGCAAAACUCGUUGGCUCAACCCACAUUCAAUACGUUGGUGAAGUGUGCCGUUACUUGCUAAACUCCCCACCUCACCCAGACCAAGAUAAACACAAUGUGAGAAUCGCUUAUGGUAAUGGUUUGCGUCGUGAUAUUUGGUCAGAGUUCAAGAAGAGAUUCCAUAUUGAUGCCGUUGGUGAGUUCUACGCAGCAACCGAAUCGCCAAUUGCCACUACAAACUUGCAGUACGGUGAGUUUGGUAAAGGUGCUGUUCGUAAAUAUGGUUCAUUAAUCAACUUGUUGUUGGGAACACAACAAGUAUUGAUCAAGAUGGACCCCGAGGAUGAAAAUGAAAUUUAUAGAGACCCCAAAACAGGACUUUGCGAAAAAGCCGCUUACAACCAGCCAGGUGAACUUCUCAUGAGAAUCUUGAACCCACAGAAUAUCGAAAAAUCUUUCCAAGGAUAUUACGGAAACAAACAAGCUACAGAUAGCAAGAUUUUGUUUGAUGUGUUUAGAAAAGGUGACGCUUGGUUCAGAACUGGUGACUUGUUAAAGAUGGACGAGGACAAGUUGUUGUACUUUGUCGAUAGAUUGGGAGACACAUUCCGUUGGAAGUCUGAAAAUGUGUCUGCCACUGAAGUUGAAAAUGAAUUAAUGGGCUCACACGCAAUUAAACAAUCCGUUGUUGUUGGUGUCAAGGUUCCUAACCACGAAGGUAGAGCUUGUUUUGCCGUUAUUGAACCAAAGGAUGAGUUGGACCAUGAUGAGAUUUUGAAAAAGAUUUACACCCAGGUCAAUACCACAUUACCAUCAUAUGCCCAACCGGUUUUCAUCAAGAUUGCCACUAUCGAAGCAUCGCACAAUCACAAGGUUCCCAAGAAUCAAUUCAAAAAUCAAAAGUUGCCCAAGGGUGAAAGUGGCGAGGAGCUUAUCUACUGGUUAGAUGGCGGUAAAUACAAGGAAUUGACUGAAGAAGAUUGGAAUAGAGUCUGUGCUGGUAAGGCCAAGUUAUAG